AUGUCGCCCUCUGACGAUGUCGAUCCCUCCGAAGGGAAAUCCUCCGGAGAGAAAUCCACCGCUGGGCGCUUCGGUCCCCCGUCCCCUGCCUCAUCCUCGUCUGCAAUUGCCGUCGGUAGCGGCCAAGAAGCCGCCGUCAUCCAGAGUAUCGAACGCGGCGAGUACGACUGCAACGACCUCGAUGACACCCGCAGCCUGACCGAGAGCAUCCGCCAGCACAUCGUCGAUGGCGGCCUCCGCUACCACGCUUAUCACGCCGGCAAAUAUUUAUUCCCCAACGACGAAACCGAGCAAUACCGAGACGACCUGAAGCACAACCUCUCAAUCUACUUGUGCGACGGCGAAUCAUUCUUUGCACCCAUUCAUGAACGGCUUGAAACUUCAGCCAUGGUGCUUGAUUUGGGCACUGGAACUGGAAAAUGGUGUAUCGAUCUGGCUGAUGAUUACCCCAAUUGCGAAUUUCACGGCAUGGAUCUGUCGCCAAUUCAACCCGAUUGGGUUCCCGAGAAUGUCUUGUUUGUCGUAGAUGACAUCGAGCACGAAGCAGGCUGGACAUAUCCUGAUGAAAAAUUCGAUUAUAUUCAUAUCCGCCAUACCAUCCAUUCCAUAAGGGACCGACCCCAAUUGUGGGAACGAAUAUACAAACAUCUAAAACCUGGGGGUUACGUCGAAAUCCAGGAGUUCCAAUACAUUGCGGCCUGCGACGAUACGUCUUGCGAUGGUCCAUACGCUGUCCGGGACUUUUUGCGCUACCUGAAAGAAGGCAUGGCAGCCCUGGGCACCGAUCUUCUCGGCAUUCGUAAUGUCGAAGACGAGCUCAUUGCCGCAGGUUUCCGAGGCGUCGCUCAAACCAACCUCAAAUGCCCUAUUGGACCCUGGGCCAAGAAAACCCGGCUGCAGGAAUGUGGUCAUGUCUUGCGAGAUGUCAUCAUGUGGGGACUUAUUGGCUUGUCCCGAAGACCAUUCCGCGACGGCUUGAAGUGGACAAGCCUCCAAAUCGAAAUGUUCCUCGUCGACGUUCGCAAGGCCCUCAGCGAAGAGGUCAAUGGCCUACCAAAAUUCCACUCCUACUUUCCGUUUCACAGCCUCUACGCACAUAAGCCAUUGAAGUAG
This is a messenger RNA of Ilyonectria robusta, 1113 nucleotides long. RefSeq names its product S-adenosyl-L-methionine-dependent methyltransferase. The record is from RefSeq and is a predicted model, not a curated record. Gene Ontology annotation, molecular function: methyltransferase activity. NCBI's taxonomy places the organism in Eukaryota, Fungi, Ascomycota, Sordariomycetes, Hypocreales, Nectriaceae. The transcript is spliced from 4 exons. The coding region runs from base 1 to 1113 and encodes 370 amino acids.